This is a messenger RNA of Kwoniella shivajii, 1752 nucleotides long. Its product is annotated as amidophosphoribosyltransferase. Gene Ontology annotation, biological process: purine nucleobase biosynthetic process; purine nucleotide biosynthetic process. NCBI's taxonomy places the organism in Eukaryota, Fungi, Basidiomycota, Tremellomycetes, Tremellales, Cryptococcaceae. Gene Ontology annotation, molecular function: amidophosphoribosyltransferase activity. Gene Ontology annotation, cellular component: cytoplasm. The coding region runs from base 1 to 1752 and encodes 583 amino acids. The record is from RefSeq and is a predicted model, not a curated record. The transcript is spliced from 9 exons.
AUGUUGUCAUGUGGAGGGGAAAACAAAGAUGCAUGUGUGCUGAAUCAUACCGAACCAGUGUGUGGAAUUCUCGGUUUACUCCUUCAUGACCCUUUGGCCACUCAGACCAAUCUUGCAGGUACUGAGAUUGCUGAGGGUCUCUCACUCCUUCAACACCGAGGUCAAGAUGCAGCUGGUAUCGUUACCUGCGGGUCAGGUGGUAGAUUUUACCAAGUAAAAGCCAACGGAAUGGUUAGAGAUGUAUUCGAUUCUUCGGCCGUUGCUGGUUUGAAAGGUUGGAUGGGUGUCGGUCAUGUUCGAUACCCCACUGCUGGAAGUUCAGCUCAUGCUGAAGCUCAGCCUUUCUACGUUAACUCUCCUUAUGGUAUUGUCUUUGCUCAUAAUGGUAACAUUGUUAAUACACCUUCCCUUCGACAAUUCUUAGAUGUUGAUGCUCAUAGACAUAUCAACACUGACUCCGACUCUGAAUUACUCCUCAAUAUCCUCGCCAACAAUCUACAAAAGACCGGUAAAUUCCGUAUCAAUGAAGAAGAUAUCUUCACUGCUAUUGGAGAUUUAACCAAAACUUGUAUUGGUGCAUACGCAUGUGUCGCAAUGAUCGCGGGUUUCGGUUUGAUCGCUUUCAGGGAUCCAAAUGGGAUUAGACCUGUAGGAAUAGCAACCAGAAAAGGUACAAGAGGUGGAACAGAUUAUUUAGUAGCAAGUGAAAGUGUUGUAGCUCAGGGUUUGGGUUUCACAGAAUGGGAAGAUGUCAAAGCCGGCGAAGCAAUCAUUAUCACUAGAAACAACAUUGUCAGAAGACAAGUCGCUCAACCUCAAACUUUCGCACCGGAUAUCUUUGAACACGUUUAUUUCGCUAGACCUGAUUCAACUCUAGAUGGUAUAUCAGUGUAUAGAUCAAGAAUGAAGAUGGGUGAUCUAUUAGCUGAAACAGUCAAGAAGGAGUUGGCGAAAGCAAAUAUCAAAAUCGACGUUGUAAUCCCUGUUCCUGAUACAUCAAGAACAGCGGCAUUGAACUGUGCUCAAGCUCUCAAUAUCCCUUAUAGAGAAGGUUUCGUCAAAAACCGAUAUGUUGGAAGAACUUUCAUCAUGCCUGGUCAAACUCAAAGACGAAAGAACGUUCGAAGAAAACUUAAUGCUAUGCCUGAAGAAUUCGCUGGCAAGACUGUCAUGCUCGUUGAUGACUCGAUUGUAAGAGGAACCACUUCAAGAGAGAUCGUUCAAAUGGCCAAAGAAGUCGGUGCUAAGCGAGUCAUAUUCGCUUCGUGUGCCCCGCCCAUCCGAUUCCCUAAUGUAUACGGUAUUGAUAUGCCCUCGCCAACGGAAUUAAUUGCUCAUGACCGAACAACCGAGGAGAUUGCAGCACAUAUCGGGGCGGAUUUGGUCAUCUUCCAAACUCUAGAAGACCUGGUUGAAUCAUGUCGACAGUUCAAUCCGUCUAUCACAACCUUUGAUUGUUCAGUCUUCACCGGGGAAUACGUUACCGGAGGAGUCGACACUAGGUAUUUAGAACAUUUGGAGAAAUUGAGAAAUGAUAAAGCAAAAGCGAAGAAGAUAGGUCAAACGGUAGAGCAAGCCGAAGCUACUGAAGGUGGAUGUAGUGGCCCCAUGAACGGAUCAGAUUCUUUGAUAUCCAUUCAACGAUCAGAUUCAAUCAUGGGUCUAUCUAAUCAUUCACCUAAGAUUGGAGCUACCGGCAUGCCUUCUCCAAACGAUACAAUUGGUUUACAUAACUCAUGGUAUGGCCAAUAG